Cryptosporidium ubiquitum is the source of this 3822-nucleotide messenger RNA. Its product is annotated as gamma-tubulin complex 4. Gene Ontology annotation, molecular function: microtubule minus-end binding; gamma-tubulin binding. The record is from RefSeq and is a predicted model, not a curated record. The transcript has 3 exons. Bases 1 to 3822 code for a protein of 1273 amino acids. Gene Ontology annotation, biological process: mitotic cell cycle; meiotic cell cycle; microtubule nucleation. Lineage: Eukaryota; Apicomplexa; Conoidasida; Eucoccidiorida; Cryptosporidiidae. Gene Ontology annotation, cellular component: gamma-tubulin complex; equatorial microtubule organizing center; spindle pole.
AUGAUACAUGAUAUUUUACUUUCUUUAACAGGGUUUAUUGGGGAUAAAAUUGAAUUAGAACCCAUCGAAUUUACAAGUAACUCAAUAUCCCUGUUUAGUUAUAAAUAUAGGUUAAGACUGAAAUCUAGCGUGGAAGAUUAUUUGUCAGAAACUGAAAAACUGUUAGUUAACAAGAUUCUGCAUAUUUCUAGCGACUUCUAUUCCAUUAAUGAAUUUGUUAAAAGAGUUCAGGGUUCAGUAUACAAUAGACAUAAUAAUUACAAUUCAAAUUUGAACUCAAACUCAGCUUCCUGUUCAGAAGUUACCCAUGAGAAAAACCACCAGCUUCAAAUUAAGGCUGAUCUUAAGAAAAGAUUACUAAGAAUUAACCCUGUUGGAUUAUAUAUACACGCAAUAGCAAAAUGUAUGCAGGAAUAUAUUAUUAGAUUUCUUCAGAAAAUUAAUCAGUUAGAAAGAGAAAUUUUUGACAAUCCAAGUUUGCCUCUUACUUUUGUUUUCACAUCCAUUGCAAAACCAUCUAGAGUUUUAGAUAAAUUUAUGAAAUUCAUUGAUGAAUGGUAUAAUCUAGCUCUUAACUCUAGAGUAGAUUCUACUUGCAAGUUCUCAUUUUCAAAUAUGUUCAUUACAAUGGAAAAAUUUGAAAAUGUAUGUGAAAUAUAUAUAAGUGUUCCAUGCGGAUAUAUAUUGGAUUAUUUCUAUUUAGGAACAUCUUCAGGAGAUUUACUCCAAGAAUCAGUGAGUAGGAACUUUCUUCUAGUUUGUAGCAGAGUAUUUUGCUAUCAAAUGAUAAAUUGGAUUAUUUUGGGAAAGUUAGUUGACCCUUUUGAGGAAUUUAUUGUUGGGAGAUUUUCCAUUUCAAUUCCUAUUGAUUCUUCCAAUUCCAAAAAAGAUGACAGCUUAUCAGUAUCAUUUUCAUUCCCUUCAAAUGAUAGUUGUAUUGAGGCUCUGGACUUAGAAGAAAAUCUUUGCAAGCUUUAUUGUGAGGAGGAAGCUAUCCAUUGUGGAGUGUUUGAAUGGGAAGGACUAUUUUACACCAGAUAUGAAUCUUUUACUAAGAAGUUCUUUACAGUAAAGUUUUUAUACAAAAUCUUUGGAAUUGGAAAAAUUGUGAGACUUCUUAACAGAUAUGGAAGCAAUGAUAUUAGAGAUAGAAUGAACAAAACUGGAUUUCAAAGCUACUUAGAAGAAGUUUCCAGUAUUUUAAAUGAGUCAUUUCCGCAUAUUCAGUCACAUAUGGAGGGAUUUCUAGAGAAAUUUAGAAGAGAUGUUUCUUCCCUUAUGUAUGACUCUAUCAUUGUAAGAAAUCAGCCAGACUUUACCCAAAAAUUGGCAUUUGAAAACAUUUUUUCUCAAAACAUUAAGUUAAUUCGAAAUUUAUAUUUCCUUGGAACCUCUGAUGCUUUUCUUCAAUUAGAUAAUUCCAUUUUCUACAGGAAUAUAACCUAUGAUGACUCCCACACACGUAAUACAAAUUAUAGCGUGCAAUCCGAAUUCAUCUCGAAUGCUUGGAAAGACCUUUUAACUUUAAUCAAAUUAGGUAAUAACACUUCAAACUCACAUCAUGAUUUCUCAAACUCCAAAGUUAACCUUUGUUGCGAUACAUUUGACCUUUUCAAUUUUAAUUUAAAUGAGUUCGAAUUAAUUGACGUGUUUAAUUGUUCUUUUACAAAUGAUAAUAUACUCCAUCUUGGCGGGAAAUUUGGGAUGCAUGCAGGACAAUAUUUAAAUUCGCAGAAUGAGACAUUGGAAAAUGCAACUGAUAGAGAUAAUGAAGGUUGCAUUUCUGAAGAUUAUGGUACUGAAGAUGGUUAUUUUGGUACAGCUUAUGACGAUGUUGAUGUGAUUUCGAUGUGCAAGAUUAAAUGGCCUAUACGUAUCAUAGAUGGUUUCAACCAUAUAUUAGAAUGCGCUUCUUCUGUAAAUUUAGUUUCUUCCUUAUUACUCACAGCAUCUAGCAAAAUUCCAUUUAGUGUUGGUGGGCUUAAUAGUUCUCAGGAAGAUGGAUCAGAGCAUGACGGGGAGUUUUUAAGACUCACCUGGAGCUUUGGAUUUAAAGACAAGAAAAAACAAGUCAUGGAAUUUUGCAUUAAGUUAUACUGGCAUACAAAACAUUUGAAAUCUCUUUUGAAUACUGAAAAUGACUAUUCAAUGCUAAAGACUAACUUAAUUGAAAUCCCUAAUCCUUUUAUUAAUUUAAUGGAAGGUGACUUAUACACAUACAGACUAAGGAUUUUAUUCAAACAAUCGAACAUUUCAAUAUACAUGGAGCCAUUGAAGAAUGGUCUUGCUGGCUCAAAUUCACUUUUUGGAAGACCAACACAGGUAUUAAGUAUUCAACAUAUUAAUAUUGAUAUUUGCCUACCUUUGCAAACUUCGUCAUGUUAUAUACACUUAAUAAGACAUAAUGACUAUGAGAAAGUUCAAAAAGAGAAAGAAUUUAAGGUUAUUAAGUGGUGCCAUAUAAGUUCCUCUAAUAAUUCAGAUGUAAUUUCUCAACUAGCAAACUCUUGCAGUAUAGGUACUAUAUCAAGUACAAGCUAUAACUAUAAUUUAUUAAAUAAUGUCUCAUUGAAUUCUUAUAUAACUGGAAUUAGCUUUGACCACCAUAUCUUCAGAUUAAGAAUAGUCCAAAAAUUUGACUGGCCUUUACCACUUCUAUUUACAAAAAAGAAUAUGGAACAUUAUUACAAUCUAUUUGAUUUUUAUUGGCUAUUUUUUAGAACAUAUAAUGGACUUGAAAGGGUAUGGAGAGAAACUUUUAACCUAAGGUAUGGAAAUAGAAGAGGAACUUUUUCCUCAUUUUUUAUGGAACAUCCAGUGAAUCAUUUCUGGAAUUAUAUCUUUUAUUGUAGAUGGGUUCUGCAAGUAACUAUUGGAGAAUAUUAUUCAUUUCUUCAACAUUUUGUUGUUGACCAAAAUUUCACUGAAUUUCUUGAUAAAGUAAAGGAAGAGCGAGACUUUGAAAAUAUUAUACAAAAGCAUAAUGAUCUUGUUCAAACACUUAUUCUGAAAUCUGGGUUUCUUUUACCUUCCAUUCUAAACCCAUUGACAUCCAUCUUAAUUUUAACAAGCGAGUGGAGUCAUUCAGUUUUUCGAGAAGUAUCAAGAUGGAAUAAUUUGAGUGAAUUUAUUGAGGCUAACUACUCAUUUUCAAAUGUUGAAGAAAUUAAUUUUCCUUGGGAGAGUGAUGAGUGGCAAUCUCUUAUCAAAAAUACAAUAAGCUUUAUGAAUAACUUUAUUCUACUUUGGGAUAAUCUUUGCUCUGAAGUUUCAAUAGUUUCCAACAAUAUCCAGUACCAACACUUUAGCUUUCUUUUAUCCAUUUUUAAUAAUCACAAAUGGAAUAUUGAUAUUCCUGACCUCAACCAUCUUCAAUACAACAAUACUUUACCUUCCAAUUCUGCUAGUCCCUAUUCGGAAUAUAUUUUUGAGGAAGAAGAAUACGGAAAAGAAAAUAUAACUUAUUCUAUUGAAGGCCACUCAGAAGAUGAUGAAAGUGAAAACUACUCAGAUUUCAAAGAAGAUAAUAGCGACAACUAUUUUGAUGACCAGGAUGACUUCGAAGGUAACUACAAAGACGAACUAGAUACAUUCAGAAGUACUUUGAACGAGGAUUAUGACAAUAAUUAUGAAAGCAAUGACGAAAAUAACGACGAAAACAAUGACGAAAACAAUGACGAAAACAAUGUCGAAAACAAACAAAAUCAAUAUCCAUUAUCUAUGGUUGAUGGACUAAACAAUAACAGCUAUAUUGAUCUUCUAAGUUCCAAACUUAGUGCAACUUCUCUCAAAACAAACAAAAGUUACUAUGGUAACUAUUAG